UAACUCGGUCAGUUUCCAAUGGAUCUUCAAUUGUAGCACAUAUUUGGAUAGAUCUGGUCAUUAGCUACCAAAAGUUAUUCUACGCCGAUGUGCUAAGUUGUCUGUGGAAAAAGUGAUUCGAGGUACAAAGACUUAACAUUUUCUCAAUUUUUCUAAAAAAAUUCCUCAUUUUGCCACUUUGGAUGCUUAUAACUCGGUCAGUUUCCAAUGGAUCUUCAAUUGUAGCACAUAUUUGGAUAGAUCUGGUCAUUAGCUACCAAAAGUUAUUCUACGCCGAUGUGCUAAGUUGUCUGUGGAAAAAGUUAUUUGAGGUACAAAGACUUAACAUUUUCUCAACUUUUCCAAAAAAAUUCCUCAUUUUGCCACUUUGGAUGCUUAUAACUCGGACAGUUUCCAAUGGAUCUUCAAUUGUAGCACAUAUUUGGAUAGAUCUGGUCAUUAGCUACCAAAAGUUAUUCUACGCCGAUGUGCUAAGUUGUCUGUGGAAAAAGUGAUUCGAGGUACAAAGACUUAACAUUUUCUCAAUUUUUCUAAAAAAAUUCCUCAUUUUGCCACUUUGGAUGCUUAUAACUCGGUCAGUUUCCAAUGGAUCUUCAAUUGUAGCACAUAUUUGGAUAGAUCUGGUCAUUAGCUACCAAAAGUUAUUCUACGCCGAUGUGCUAAGUUGUCUGUGGAAAAAGUUAUUUGAGGUACAAAGACUUAACAUUUUCUCAACUUUUCCAAAAAAAUUCCUCAUUUUGCCACUUUGGAUGCUUAUAACUCGGACAGUUUCCAAUAGAUCUUCAAUUGUAGCACAUAUUUGGAUAGAUCUGGUCAUUAGCUACCAAAAGUUAUUCUACGCCGAUGUGCUAAGUUGUCUGUGGAAAAAGUGAUUCGAGGUACAAAGACUUAACAUUUUCUCAACUUUUCCAAAAAAUUCCUCAUUUUGCCACUUUGGAUGCUUAUAACUCGGUCAGUUUCCAAUGGAUCUUCAAUUGUAGCACAUAUUUGGAUAGAUCUGGUCAUUAGCUACCAAAAGUUAUUCUACGCCGAUGUGCUAAGUUGUCUGUGGAAAAAGUUAUUCGAGGUACAAAGACUUAACAUUUUCUCAACUUUUCCAAAAAAAAAUCCUCAUUUUGCCACUUUGGAUGCUUAUAACUCGGUCAGUUUCCAAUGGAUCUUCAAUUGUAGCACAUAUUUGGAUAGAUCUGGUCAUUAGCUACCAAAAGUUAUUCUACGCCGAUGUGCUAAGUUGUCUGUGGAAAAAGUGAUUCGAGGUACAAAGACUUAACAUUUUCUCAACUUUUCCAAAAAAAUUCCUCAUUUUGCCGCUUUGGAUGCUUAUAACUCGGUCAGUUUUCAAUGGAUCUUCAAUUGUAACACAGAUUUGGAUAGAUCUGGUCAUUAGCUACCAAAAGUUAUUCUACGCCGAUGUGCUAAGUUGUCUGUGGAAAAAGUUAUUCGAGGUACAAAGACUUAACAUUUUCUCAACUUUUCAAAAAAAAAUCCUCAUUUUGCCACUUUGGAUGCUUAUAACUCGGUCAGUUUCCAAUGGAUCUUCAAUUGUAGCACAUAUUUGGAUAGAUCUGGUCAUUAGCUACCAAAAGUUAUUCUACGCCGAUGUGCUAAGUUGUCUGUGGAAAAAGUGAUUCGAGGUACAAAGACUUAACAUUUUCUCAAUUUUUCUAAAAAAAUUCCUCAUUUUGCCACUUUGGAUGCUUAUAACUCGGUCAGUUUCCAAUGGAUCUUCAAUUGUAGCACAUAUUUGGAUAGAUCUGGUCAUUAGCUACCAAAAGUUAUUCUACGCCGAUGUGCUAAGUUGUCUGUGGAAAAAGUUAUUCGAGGUACAAAGACUUAACAUUUUCUCAACUUUUCCAAAAAAUUCCUCAUUUUGCCACUUUGGAUGCUUAUAACUCGGUCAGUUUCCAAUGGAUCUUCAAUUGUAGCACAUAUUUGGAUAGAUCUGGUCAUUAGGUACCAAAAGUUAUUCUACGCCGAUGUGCUAAGUUGUCUGUGGAAAAAGUUAUUUGAGGUACAAAGACUUAACAUUUUCUCAACUUUUCCAAAAAAAUUCCUCAUUUUGCCACUUUGGAUGCUUAUAACUCGGUCAGUUUCCAAUGGAUCUUCAAUUGUAACACAGAUUUGGAAAGAUCUGCUCAUCAGCUACCAAAAGUUAUUCUACGCCGAUGUGCUAAGUUGUCUGUGGAAAAAGUUAUUCGAGGUACAAAGACCUAAAAUUUUCUCAAUUUUUCCUAAAAAAUUCCUCAUUUUGCCACUUUGGAUGCUUAUAACUCGGUCAGUUUCCAAUGGAUCUUCAAUUGUAGCACAUAUUUGGAUAGAUCUUGUCAUUAGCUACCAAAAGUUAUUCUACGCCGAUGUGCUAAGUUGUCUGUGGAAAAAGUUAUUCGAGGUACAAAGACUUAACAUUUUCUCAAUUUUUCCUAAAAAAUUCCUCAUUUUGCCACUUUGGAUGCUUAUAACUCGGUCAGUUUCCAAUGGAUCUUCAAUUGUAGCACAUAUUUGGAUAGAUCUGGUCAUUAGCUACCAAAAGUUAUUCUACGCCGAUGUGCUAAGUUGUCUGUGAAAAAAGUUAUUCGAGGUACAAAGACUUAAAAUUUUCUCAAUUUUUCCUAAAAAAUUCCUCAUUUUGCCACUUUGGAUGCUUAUAACUCGGUCAGUUUCCAAUGGAUCUUCAAUUGUAGCGCAUAUUUGGAUAGAUCUGGUCAUUAGCUACCAAAAGUUAUUCUACGCCGAUGUGCUAAGUUGUCUGUGGAAAAAGUUAUUCGAGGUACAAAGACUUAACAUUUUCUCAACUUUUCCAAAAAAAAUCCUCAUUUUGCCACUUUGGAUGCUUAUAACUCGGUCAGUUUCCAAUGGAUCUUCAAUUGUAGCACAUAUUUGGAUAGAUCUGGUCAUUAGCUACCAAAAGUUAUUCUACGCCAAUGUGCUAAGUUGUCUGUGGAAAAAGUUAUUCGAGGUACAAAGACUUAACAUUUUCUCAACUUUUCCAAAAAAAAUUCCUCAUUUUGCCACUUUGGAUGCUUAUAACUCGGUCAGUUUCCAAUGGAUCUUCAAUUGUAGCACAUAUUUGGAUAGAUCUGGUCAUUAGCUACCAAAAGUUAUUCUACGCCGAUGUGCUAAGUUGUCUGUGGAAAAAGUUAUUCGAGGUACAAAGACCUAAAAUUUUCUCAAUUUUUCCUAAAAAAUUCCUCAUUUUGCCACUUUGGAUGCUUAUAACUCGGUCAGUUUCCAAUGGAUCUUCAAUUGUAGCGCAUAUUUGGAUAGAUCUAGUCAUUAGCUACCAAAAGUUAUUCUACGCCGAUGUGCUAAGUUGUCUGUGGAAAAAGUUAUUCGAGGUACAAAGACCUAAAAUUUUCUCAAUUUUUCCUAAAAAAUUCCUCAUUUUGCCACUUUGGAUGCUUAUAACUCGGUCAGUUUCCAAUGGAUCUUCAAUUGUAGCGCAUAUUUGGAUAGAUCUGGUCAUUAGCUACCAAAAGUUAUUCUACGCCGAUGUGCUAAGUUGUCUGUGGAAAAAGUUAUUCGAGGUACAAAGACUUAACAUUUUCUCAACUUUUCCAAAAAAAAUCCUCAUUUUGCCACUUUGGAUGCUUAUAACUCGGUCAGUUUCCAAUGGAUCUUCAAUUGUAGCACAGAUUUGGAAAGAUCUGCUCAUCAAAUACCAAAAGUUAUUCUACGCCGAUGUGCUAAGUUGUCUGUGGAAAAAGUUAUUCGAGGUACAAAGACUUAACAUUUUCUCAACUUUUCCAAAAAAAUUCCUCAUUUUGCCACUUUGGAUGCUUAUAACUCGGUCAGUUUCCAAUGGAUCUUCAAUUGUAGCACAUAUUUGGAUAGAUCUGGUCAUUAGCUACCAAAAGUUAUUCUUCGCCGAUGUGCUAAGUUGUCUGUGGAAAAAGUUAUUCGAGGUACAAAGACUUAACAUUUUCUAAACUUUUCCAAAAAAAUUCCUCAUUUUGCCACUUUGGAUGCUUAUAACUCGGUCAGUUUCCAAUGGAUCUUCAAUUGUAGCACAUAUUUGGAUAGAUCUGGUCAUUA
Messenger RNA from Anopheles funestus (African malaria mosquito), 4032 nucleotides. RefSeq lists its product as uncharacterized. Lineage: Eukaryota; Metazoa; Arthropoda; Insecta; Diptera; Culicidae. The record is from RefSeq and is a predicted model, not a curated record. The transcript has 7 exons. The coding region runs from base 3018 to 3926 and encodes 302 amino acids.